This is a messenger RNA of Macrosteles quadrilineatus (aster leafhopper), 1160 nucleotides long. Its product is annotated as zinc finger protein 239-like. The transcript has a single exon. The coding region runs from base 239 to 1129 and encodes 296 amino acids. Gene Ontology annotation, biological process: regulation of transcription by RNA polymerase II. Gene Ontology annotation, molecular function: RNA polymerase II cis-regulatory region sequence-specific DNA binding; DNA-binding transcription factor activity. The record is from RefSeq and is a predicted model, not a curated record. NCBI's taxonomy places the organism in Eukaryota, Metazoa, Arthropoda, Insecta, Hemiptera, Cicadellidae.
UUAACAUUGAUAUAGCUGAUUGAAUAUUGUUUGGAAACAAAAUGGAAAAUAAGCCACGAUUUCUUAAGGAGGCUUAUUUAACAUGAUGGAACAUAAAGUCAAGCCAAAAAACAAAAUGCCUUGAGUAAGCUAUGUGGUGUGAUAUUUAAUACAUUGAAAAUAGCAUACAAAGCCAACUGAAUAGUUCCAAUUAGUUACUAGCUCGCCUGAUGCUAGAAAUCAGAAUAUAAAACAAAAAAUGUUUAAUAUCACUAAAAUGCCUCUCCUUAACUGUCCAAUAUGUAGAAAAAUGUUUUCAAAUCCAAGGAAUAUGAAGUAUCAUAUAUAUUUACACACAGGUGAACGUCCCUUUAGAUGUUUGACAUGUGAGAAAACAUUUAUUAGAAAAUCUCAGGUAAAAAAUCAUUUGUUUACACAUUCUGGGAAGUAUCCUUACAAGUGCACUACUUGUGGAAAAUCCUUCAAAACUAGCAGCGAGAUGAAGAUUCAUACAUUGGUUCACACGACAGAGCGACCUUAUAAGUGCACUACUUGUGGAAAAUCCUUCAAAAGAAAGAAAAAUAUGAAGCAACAUACAUUGGUUCACACAGGAGAGCGACCUUACAAGUGCAUUACUUGUGGAAAAUCCUUCAAAACUAGCAGCGAGAUGAAGAUUCAUACAUUGGUUCACACGACAGAGCGACCUUAUAAGUGCACUACUUGUGGAAAAUCCUUCAAAACCAGCAGAAAUAUGAAGAGACAUACAUUGGUUCACACGGGAGAGCGACCUCAUAAGUGCACUACAUGUGGAAAAUCCUUCCAAACCAGCAGAAAUAUGAAGAGACAUACAUUGGUUCACACGGGAGAGCGACCGCAUAAGUGCAGUAUAUGUGAAAAAUCCUUCCAAACCAGCAGCGAUAUGAAGAGACAUACAUUGGUUCACACAGGAGAGCAGCGACCUCAUAAGUGCACUAUAUGUGAAAAAUCCUUCCAAACCAGCAGCGGUAUGAAGAGACAUACAUUGGUUCACACAGGAGAGCAGCGACCUCAUAAGUGCACUAUAUGUGAAAAAUCCUUCCAAACCAGCAGCGGUAUGAAGAGACAUAUAUUAUUUCAUCUGGAAGAUACAUCAGAAAUAGUUGCAAUAUGAUGUUUCAUACAUUAAUUAAUUACUAGGUGAA